CGUUCACCUGCCAUUGUGGAGAGUGUAUGCGUUUCGUUCUGUCCUUAUCCAUUAACAAAAUGUGUUGCCUUAUUCUACACCUAGGGUUCACGUUGCUCUUUGUCAGCUUUGCAUCUUCCUCCAGACUGGUAUGUUACUAUAACAGCUUAGCCGAGGAAAGGGCCGCCGAUGGAAAGUUCACAGUUUCAGACAUCGAUCCAUACAAAUGUACCCAUCUGAUUUACGCCUUCUCCGACAUUAAUACUGACAAUGAGCUGGUCCCGACAAGUGCAGCUGACAUACCACGCUACCAUUCAUUUAAUGAACUCAAGACCAGCAACCAAGAGCUGAAAACCCUUCUCUCAGUUGGUGGUAUCACCUUUAACAAACAAAAAUUCAGUGGAAUGGUAGGAUCAGUGCAACAAAGACAAGCAUUCAUCCAGUCUGCAAUCGAACUACUACGACAAUAUGGUUUUGAUGGUCUCAACAUUGACUGGAGGUUUCCAGAAUCAGUAUUGGACAAGCAGGGAUUUACCUCUUUAUGCCAGGAUCUUAAAGAUGGGUUUCAAUCUGAGGCGAUUUCAACUGGGAAUGACAGAUUAUUAAUCACUGCCAGUGUCUCACCUGAGAAAGAUGCCAUCGAUGCUGGUUAUGAAGUGGCAGAGAUUUCAGCGAGCCUGGACUUCAUUAAUGUCCUUACCUUUGACUUCCAUGGUCCCUGGGAAGGUGUCACAGGACAUCACAGCCCCCUAUACAGAGGUUCUCAAGAUACUGGAGACCAGAUUUAUUCCAACACUGACUCAGCCAUGCAGUACUGGAUGGACCAAGGAGCACCUGCACCACUGCUGAAUUUAGGACUAGCAGCAUACGGGCGAGCAUUUAACCUUUCUUCCUUAUCUACUGAUGUUGGAGCACCUGCCAAUGGUGCUGGUGAAGAAGGUUGCUACACUGGUGAAGAUGGAUUUUGGGCCUAUUAUGAGACCUGUCUCUACACUGAAGGAGCUACUGUGCAGCUAAUUACUGACCAAAUGGUUCCGUAUGCUGUAACAGAAAACCAGUGGGUGGGAUUUGACAACAGAGAAAGUCUUGGUACUAAGGUCAGUUACCUCAGAGAAAAGAACUUUGGAGGAGCCGUGGUAUGGUCCCUGGACCUGGACGACUUUGAUGGAAAAUUCUGUAACCAGAGUGACAGCCCCUUCAUUAGUCAUCUGAAUGAUCUAAUACUUACUCCAAAUACUAUUACCACGACAAUAAUAACUCCCACAACAACACAAACUUUAACAACCACACAACCUUUGUAUACAAUGAUACCAACAACCAUACAAUCUACAACAACCACUACAACUCCUGCUACCACUCCAACAUCCACAACUACAAUUCUCACUACCACAACAACCACUUCCGCUACAACAACAACCACUCCUGUUACCACAACACCCACAACUACUACAACCACACCAACUACCACAACUACAAUGCCCACAACAACAACUCCAACCACAACCCCCACUACCACAACAAACACUCCAACAACUAUGGCUCCCACAACUACAACCACAACUCCCACUACCACAACAAACACUCCAACAACUAUGGCUCCCACAACUACAACCACAACCCCCACCACCACAACCACAACUCCCACUCCCACUACCACUACUACAACUCCCACAACUACAACCACAACUCCCACUACCACAACUCCCACUACCACUACUACAACUCCCACAACUACAACCACAACUCCCACUACCACAACUCCCACUACCACUACUACAACUCCCACAACUACAACCACAACUCCCACUACCACAACUCCCACGACUACAACUACAACUCCCACGACUACAACCACAACUCCCACUACCACAACAACCAGUACUACGCCCGCAACUACAACCGAGCCUUUCACACACCAGGGUUACUGUAUCGAUAACGACGAUGGCAUUUAUCCCAACCCAGAUGACAUUUUUAGCUUUCUGCAGUGUACUAAUAAGGAAACAGUUGUCCAUCAAUGCCAACCUGGACUGCGCUACAGAGCAAAUUGCACAUGUUGUGACUGGAGAUAGAAAAAACCUCCCUGAUGAUAAUGCAAACUCACAACGCAGUAUGAUUCACGAUUUCUUUCAACAAAAUUAGCACCAGACAAAUUAUGACAAAUUACAAUGCUUCUUAAUUUGUAAGAACUACGCAAAAUACAAUUUCCAACUGAAAUGGUCUUGUACCUCAUAAACUGAAAUUGGUAUCUUAAAAAAAUGGAAUACAAUAAUGUACACAUCUUUACAGAAACACUGUACAUCACCCUUUAUCUCCCCCAGUCUUUUACUCCCCUUUACCUUUUACUCGACCAUGCUAAUUGUCAAUAUAUUAAACAACAAAAGAAUAUAAAAAAUAUUAACUGGAAAGCCUUCAUUUUCUUGGUAGAAACACUGUAAAACACUCUUUGUGCCUGUGGAAAAAGUUCUUCCCACAUUUUGUUUCAACACCUGAAACUUACUUAGGCUAUGUGGGGACGUGAUGUCUUGGUUUAAAAGUGGGUCACGACCAACCAUUUUUAAGAGCAUUCCGACACCUACUAUAAUAGAGUAGACACUUAAGUAUCCUGUAUACUGUAAAAUAUGUUCUCCUAAAAGAAUUCAUUUUUGUGCCGGAAUAUUUAGUCAUUUACUAUUCCUCACCCUAAUUCUUCAACAUAACUGUUUUGUUUGUUUUUUUUCUUUAAUGUAGUUUCCAGCUUGAAAUUGUCCUCUAAUUGUAAAUAUUAUUUAUUUUAUUUAUUGAUAUCAAACACAAUCAGC
Molecule: messenger RNA, 2777 nt
Organism: Cynoglossus semilaevis (tongue sole)
Lineage: Eukaryota; Metazoa; Chordata; Actinopteri; Pleuronectiformes; Cynoglossidae
Product: chitinase-3-like protein 1
Exons: 12
Coding region: 27-2048 (673 amino acids)
Biological process (GO): carbohydrate metabolic process
Cellular component (GO): extracellular region
Molecular function (GO): chitin binding
Source: RefSeq, a predicted model, not a curated record